AUGUCGCUAGCACCUUUGCAAACUGUUAGUGAGAAGCUAUUGAAUAACCGCUCCAACUUGAUACAUACCCCUGUGAAAGGUACUAAAGCGAAUAACAAUGCUGGCGUUGGGAUUGGCAUUGGUACCGGCUUAGAUGGAAAAGAAAAUCAAGCCGAGAGUCUCCAUCAUCACCAUUAUCAAAAUAACCACAAUAAACGGGUGGACACUAAUGGUCAACCAGCCCAAAAAAAGAAGAAGGAGAAAUUAUCAGCACUCUGUAAAACACCACCAUCUUUAAUUAAGACUCGCGGAAGGGACUAUCAUAGAGGCCAUUUCUUAGGUGAAGGUGGGUUUGCUCGAUGUUUUCAAAUUAGAGAUGAUAGCGGUAAAAUAUUCGCCGCCAAGACAGUCGCCAAACUAUCGAUUAAGACGGAGAAAACGAGGAAGAAAUUACUGUCGGAGAUUCAAAUUCACAAAAGCAUGAGACAUCCCAAUAUAGUACAAUUCAUUGACUGUUUUGAAGAUGAAACAAACGUGUAUAUCUUAUUGGAGAUAUGUCCUAACGGUUCCCUGAUGGAACUGUUAAAGAAAAGGAAAACGUUGACCGAGCCUGAAGUUCGUUUUUUUACCACUCAGAUUUGCGGCGCUAUCAAGUAUAUGCAUUCUAGGAGAGUUAUACACAGAGACCUUAAACUGGGUAACAUAUUCUUCGAUAAGAACUACAACUUGAAAAUCGGAGAUUUUGGCCUGGCGGCUGUUCUGGCAAAUGAUAGAGAGAGAAAAUAUACAGUAUGUGGUACACCAAAUUACAUUGCUCCUGAGGUACUGAUGGGAAAGCAUUCCGGACAUUCUUAUGAAGUGGAUAUAUGGUCAAUUGGUGUAAUGAUUUAUGCCCUCUUAAUUGGGAAGCCGCCCUUCCAAGCUAAGGAUGUGAACACAAUUUAUGAAAGGAUCAAGUGCUGUGAUUUUGUUUUCCCCAAGGAGAAAUAUUUGUCGCCUGAGGCCAGAGUCCUUAUUCAAGAUCUUCUAUCUCUCGAUCCACUAGAGAGACCAUCUCUAAUGGAAGUUAUGGAUUAUGUAUGGUUCAGAGGCAUUUUUCCACCAUAUAUCCAGUCCGAUGUGAUGACUGAGGUACCGAACUAUGAGGGUACAAUAAGUGCGGAAGAGUCAUUGAUCAAUUUCAAGAAUUGCAUGGAAAGGUCGGGGAUAAUCGACAAUAGUAAACUUCAGAAAAAUGUCAAGGAUGUCAUAUCUUUUGUUAACCAAGAAAAUGAUAAUACCUCGAACCAGCAACGUCAAAAUAUCCUGCCAAACUCUUUAUCACCAGGUGGCACCCGUAACAAGUAUAAGGAAGUGGUUGAUUUAGAAGCGCAAAGGCGAUUGAAUGACUUAGCCCGUGAGGCUAGGCUACGCAGAGCCCAACAGGCCACGAUAAAGAGAGAUUUGGUGGCAACUUCAACGAAUCUUAUUAAAUCGGAAAUCUCACUGCGGAUCCUGGCUAGUGAAUGUCAUUUAACGUUGAACGGAAUAUUAGAGGCUGAAGCUCAAAAGCGAAUGGGGGGUCUUCCUCAGUCUAGGCUACCUAAAGUGAAACACCCAAUAAUAGUGACGAAAUGGGUAGAUUAUUCGAAUAAGCAUGGUUUCUCAUAUCAGCUAUCGACCGAAGAUAUCGGAGUUCUUUUCAAUAAUGGAACAACAGUACUGCGGCUGGCUGAUGCUGAAGAAUUUUGGUACAUCAGCUAUGACGACCGCGAAGGCUGGGUUGCUAGCCAUUAUUUACUCACUGAAAAGCCUCGGGAAUUGACAAGACAUUUAGAAGUCGUUGAUUUCUUCUCCAAGUAUAUGAGAGCGAACUUAAGCAGGGUUUCAACAUUUGUGAGGGAAGAGUAUCACAAGGAUGACGUCUUUUUAAGGCGUUACACGAGAUACAAACAGUUUGUUAUGUUCGAGUUGAGUGACGGAACUUUCCAAUUCAACUUCAAGGAUCACAACAAACUUGCAGUUUCAGAGGGUGGUAAACUGGUAACCUACAUUUCGCCAUCGCAUGAGAGUUUAACUUAUCCACUAGUAGAGUUACUCAAGAUCGGAGAGAUACCAAAUUAUCCCGAUUGUAAUUUUAUGGAAAAGCUGUCUUUGAUAAAGGAAGGUCUAAAACAGAAAUCUUCUAUAGUCACAGUGGAACAAAACCAACCGUGA
Messenger RNA from Torulaspora globosa, 2175 nucleotides. It is a transcript of the gene CDC5, whose product is annotated as polo kinase CDC5. NCBI's taxonomy places the organism in Eukaryota, Fungi, Ascomycota, Saccharomycetes, Saccharomycetales, Saccharomycetaceae. Gene Ontology annotation, biological process: regulation of protein localization to mitotic spindle pole body; regulation of cytokinesis; protein phosphorylation. Gene Ontology annotation, molecular function: protein kinase activity; protein binding; ATP binding. Gene Ontology annotation, cellular component: centrosome; spindle pole body; nucleus. The coding region runs from base 1 to 2175 and encodes 724 amino acids. The record is from RefSeq and is a predicted model, not a curated record. The transcript has a single exon.